Messenger RNA from Condylura cristata (star-nosed mole), 1524 nucleotides. RefSeq names its product tubulin, alpha-like 3 (gene TUBAL3). The transcript is spliced from 4 exons. Lineage: Eukaryota; Metazoa; Chordata; Mammalia; Eulipotyphla; Talpidae. Gene Ontology annotation, molecular function: GTP binding; structural constituent of cytoskeleton. Gene Ontology annotation, biological process: microtubule cytoskeleton organization; mitotic cell cycle. The record is from RefSeq and is a predicted model, not a curated record. The coding region runs from base 1 to 1524 and encodes 507 amino acids. Gene Ontology annotation, cellular component: microtubule; cytoplasm.
AUGGCGCGGAAGGGGGGGUGGGCGGUGGCCAGUGCCCGGCGGCUGGUUGGAAUGGGCACCGCGCCCACCACUCUGCCCCGAGAUGUUGCUGUCAGGAGAGCGACGCCGCCGCCAUCUUCCGGGGGUUUGAAAAUGGCGGCCGUGGCUUACAGCCAAUCAGGAGACAGUACGGGGCUGCUCGAAAACAGGGAGUGUCUUUCCAUUCACAUUGGCCAAGCUGGAGUCCAAAUUGGGGAUGCUUGUUGGGAACUCUAUUGCCUGGAACAUGGAAUCCAGCCAGAUGGAAUCAUUCUUGACCACAGAGCGGAUCUGCUGGGAAAUGUGAAAAUGGAUCAUGUGAAAGCAACUUUUGAUACAUUCUUCUGUGAGACAAGAGCUGGGAAGCAGGUCCCCAGAGCACUCUUCAUGGACCUAGAGCCAACUGUUAUAGAGGGGAUUCGAACAGGCAAAUAUCGAGAACUUUUCCACCCUGAGCAGCUUGUGAGUGGAAAGGAAGACGCUGCUAACAACUAUGCCCGAGGUCAUUACUCUGUGGGCUCAGAGAUCAUUGACCUUGUAUUAGAGAGAAUCCGGAAACUGACAGAACAGUGCAACGGGCUUCAAGGAUUCUUGAUUUUCCGAAGCUUUGGAGGAGGCACUGGAUCAGGAUUUACAUCUCUUCUAAUGGAACAGCUCUCAGUAGAAUAUAACAGAAAGACUAAAUUGGAGUUCUCCGUCUAUCCAGCUCCCAGAAUUGCCACUGCUGUAGUCGAACCUUACAACUCCAUCCUCACCACCCAUUCCACCAUAGAACACUCAGACUGUGCCUUCAUGGUGGACAAUGAGGCCAUCUAUGACAUAUGCCAUCAUAAACUUGGUGUUGAACGUCCGUCUUAUGGCAACAUUAAUAGGCUGUUAGGUCAGGUGAUAUCUUCCAUUACUGCUUCUCUCAGGUUUGAAGGAUUCUUAAAUGUGAAUCUUCUUGAAUUCCAGACCAACCUAGUACCUUAUCCGAGGAUACAUUUCCCUAUGACAACCUUUGCACCCAUCAUCUCUGCGGAGAAGGCCUACUAUGAGGAGUUCUCGGUGGCAGACAUCACUGCUGCCUGUUUUGAAUCCUCUAACCAGAUGGUUAAGUGCAAUCCUCGACUCGGGAAGUACAUGGCCUGCUGCCUGCUGUACAGAGGAGAUGUGGUUCCUAAAGAUGUGAAUGCAGCGAUUGCAGCCAUGAAGUCAAAGAGCUCUGUUCAGUUUGUAGACUGGUGUCCAACUGGUUUCAAGGUGGGCAUCAAUAGGCAAGGGCCCACAGUAUUGCCAGGAGAGGAGCUGGCCAAGGUCCAGCGGGCAGUCUGCAUGCUGAGCAAUACCACAGCAAUUGUGGAUGCCUGGGCCCGCCUGAACCACAAGUUUGACCUCAUGUAUGCCAAGAGGGCAUUUCUACAUUGGUAUCUUAGAGAAGGCAUGGAAGAUGGGGAGUUCUCAGAGGCCAGGGAGGACUUGGCAGUCCUGGAGAAGGAUUAUGAAGAAGUAGGGCGAAGUUUCUGA